Messenger RNA from Daphnia pulex (common water flea), 2212 nucleotides. Its product is annotated as glutamate receptor ionotropic, delta-1-like. Lineage: Eukaryota; Metazoa; Arthropoda; Branchiopoda; Diplostraca; Daphniidae. Gene Ontology annotation, cellular component: membrane. Gene Ontology annotation, molecular function: ligand-gated monoatomic ion channel activity. The record is from RefSeq and is a predicted model, not a curated record. The transcript is spliced from 12 exons. Bases 492 to 1898 code for a protein of 468 amino acids.
GUCUACAAGUUUCAAAAAUGAGACGAACGAAGACGAAGAUUAGAAUGAUUACAUUAGAAGAAAAAGAGAAUGAUGACAUUCAAAUGCAGCUGAAGAUUGUAGCCUGAUUUUCAUACAAAAGAAUGUAUGCCCAAGAAAGACCUGCUGCCACACCGGCACCUCCUCAUUUUAUUGAAAACCGAGUCUUAUUGGAUUUUAACUCGUCAAUGUCUGUCGAUUCAGUGUCGCCAUCUGCGUGAUAACCGAAGUUGGUAAUUCCGAUUGAUUUAUUUUCAACAUUGUUUGCCAACUUCCGGUGACUGCUAGCUCAGUACUUAUUCCCUGGAAUUUUUCGUGCAACUUCCCCGUGAACUUCUGGUACAACGUCAGCCCCGGAGAAUGCAGUACGAAAACAUAACCACGAAUUUUACGUUUCAAGCAGUUAUAUUAGUGCUACAACACUUGUGGAUGGAUCCAGUUGUGUAUUAGACGAACAACUUGACAUUUCCGCUAUGGUUUCUUCAUUAACGAUACUUUAUCGCUGGUUGAUUAUUCCCAUAGUGAUGAUAAAUCUUGUUGCAGCAGAAAAUCUUACACUUCCCUUCAAGAAUAGAAUGAAAGAUGUGCAUUUGAAGUUUGCAGUAUUUCAAUCACCGCCUUUUAACUUGGUUACUUUUAAACCUGACGGAAACUGCACUCAUUCCGGCCCCACUGCAAUUCUUAUAGAUUGGCUUGCGGAAAAACUCAAAUUCACAUUUUCUUACAUGUGCCUCAACCAUGCGAUAAGCGAGAAAUAUGGGAACCCCAUCGGACAUUCUAUUAAUCUCACAUCAAACAAAGAAGUCGACGGAGUAGCAGUAGCUUUUGUACCCACCCUGGAUCGGAAAAAAAAUGUGGAUUUUACUUAUUUCGUUUGGUCGGAAUAUUUUGCAAUGGUAGUGCCUCAACCAGGGGAAGAGACUCGGAUUUUUGCCUUCAUUCGGCCAUUUCAGUCAACGGUGUGGUUGUUCAUCUUCAUAACUAUCGUUGUCAUGGUGACUUUGAUGACUCUUUUCUCGAGAAUUUAUUCGAAGUACAUCACUGUCAAUGUGCUGGCUACCAACAAAGGAUUGACAAUGUUUGGGCGUGCCAGUAAUUAUUCAAUGUACAUCUUCAACAUUAUGACAAAUCAAGGGGGUGCAAUUUCUGGUGAUCGCUUUUCGUUCAGACUUCUAAUUGGAGUGUUGCUGUUAGUCGCCAUGGUCUUGGUUAAUAGUUAUUCCAGCACCAUCGUUUCCUAUCUGACGGUCUCCAAACUGAAACCUCCCAUUAACACAUUCGAAGACCUCGCCGCUAGCGACGACGUCGACCUCCUUGUCAAAAUUGACACUUAUGUUGGACAUGAGAUAUUGGGAGCAAAUUCUGGCGUUCUCAAGACCCUAGCGGACAAGGCUCGGCAGAAUCCUGAUCGCCUCUCGACAGACCAAUUGAAAAUCGAUGCUAAACUAGGAACUGGCCGUUUCGCUUAUGCCUGGCUUCAAACGUACUGCAAGUACUUCGUCAUCAGUCAGUAUAGAAAAGACGGAACUUGCCGUUUUCGUAUGUCCGACCCUCUACCUUUCAAUUUAGGAUUCUGGUCACUUAUUCUACAAAAGGACAGCCAAUACAAGUCAGCAAUUGACAGCGCUUUGAUUGAGCCCUGGGAAACUGGAAUACUAUUGUUCUGGAUGAAAAACGCAAUUCCACGAGCGCCAAAGUGCUUCGCUAAAACAAAACCGAGAGCGAAUUCGGCGGGUCAAAUGGCCAUUAAAUCCCGAGACCUGGUGGCUCCUUUCCUCAUUUUAGGCAUUGGUUUGGGCCUUGCUACGUUUGCCUUUCUAAUGGAAUUAGUUAUUCACUUUAGACGUCGAUUUAAAUUUGUGAACAUGUUUUACAAUUAGUGCGCAAUUUAAAAGACUGACGAUCAAACGGAUGACGGUAGUGGAGCGCUAACUUACAUUUACGCUCUUUUCGUCUAUUAGUUUUGCCUUAUAUUCGGACUAUUUUAGUAUAAUUCAUAUUUAUUUAACAUACUUACGAUAAUAAGUCACAGCAUAAGAGCACAUAUUUCUAUUUUACGUUUCCCUUGGUAAGCAACAAAUUGGAGUAUGUUUGGAUUAUAUUUUAACCUUACUGGCCGUUUGUUAUUAUUCUCAGAUCUUCGUGUGGCUCAGUUGUAGCUGUAAUAUUCAGAGAAUGAAUACAGAUCAAGAAA